Molecule: messenger RNA, 1382 nt
Organism: Rosa rugosa (rugosa rose)
Lineage: Eukaryota; Viridiplantae; Streptophyta; Magnoliopsida; Rosales; Rosaceae
Product: ribosomal RNA small subunit methyltransferase, mitochondrial
Exons: 2
Coding region: 148-1278 (376 amino acids)
Biological process (GO): rRNA methylation
Cellular component (GO): mitochondrial matrix
Molecular function (GO): rRNA (adenine-N6,N6-)-dimethyltransferase activity
Source: RefSeq, a predicted model, not a curated record
AUUGGGUAGCCCAGGACCACAAUCUUCCCCGCCUUUUCUAUACUCUUGGGAACGAAACUCCCACCACCCAGUAACUGAAAUUUAAAAUCUCAACGGUCAAUUGCUUCCCUGAGAAACCAAAUUAAACCCUAAACGUGAAACCCACACAUGCUUCGAUUCUCAAGCUCAGUUUCUAGACUCAUCCUAAAGCAAUAUCCAGUUCGUUUGAUUCACGCUAGGUCCAGAAAUCGAUGCUAUCCCGAUGAGGAAGACGAUGGCGAUAAGGCUCGGAAAAGAGAGGUGAACAAAGAUGGGUAUUUUCAAUUGUACAAGAGCAAAGGCCAGCACCUCUUGACUAAUCAACGCAUUCUCGACAGCAUUGUUCGGAAAUCGGAUAUUAAACCCACUGAUACUGUCCUAGAGAUCGGACCCGGCACCGGGAAUCUCACCCUGAAGCUUCUGGAAGCUGCAAACAGCGUUGUGGCUUUUGAGAUUGACAAGCGGAUGGUGGAGGUUCUUCACAAACGCGUUGCGGAGCGCGGCGUUGAUGAUCGGCUGACGGUUGUGUGUGAAGAUGCGUUGAAGGCGGAGUUUCCGGAAUUUGAUCUUGUUGUGGCGAACAUUCCGUACGGGAUAUCUUCGCCUCUUGUGGCGAAAUUGGUGUAUGGGGAAAGGCGGUUUCGGAGUGCCACGCUGCUAUUGCAGAAAGAGUUUGCGAGGAGAUUGUUGGCUAAGCCUGGCGACUCGGAGUUCAACCGCUUGGCUGUGAAUGUGAGCCUGGUGGCGGAUGUGGAGUUUGUCAUGGAUGUGAGCAAGAGGGAGUUUGUUCCUUGUCCCAAAGUGGAUUCGUCCGUGGUUAUUAUUCGUCCGAAAGCUGAAGUUCCAGAUGUUAAUCUGGACGAAUGGUGUGCUUUUACGAAAGCUUGUUUUGGCAAGAAGAAUAAGACACUUGGAGCGACGUUCAAGCAAAAGAAGAAGGUGGUGGAGCUAUUAGCGUUGUCCAAAUUGACAGAAUUAAAUGCCGAAACUGAAUACUAUAUUGGUAGCAACCACGUAGACGAUGAAGAAAAAAGUGAUGAAGAGGAGGAGUGUUCAUCUGCUUGCUCGGAAAUGGGAGGAGCUAGUUCUUUCAAGGAGAAGUUGAUGGGGGUUCUAAAAUCAGCUGAUUUCGAAAACAAGAGGCCUUCAAAGCUGUCGAAUGACGAGUUACUUCAUCUACUUGCACUAUUGAAUCAAGCGGGAAUAUAUUUUCGUGAUCGGUCCAAGAAUACAAGUGUGGUGAUUGAAUCAUUUGAGUGAUCCUUCUAACAGGUUAUAGCUACUAGUUUUGCUAUAUGCAUUGUCUUCUAGCAGUUUCAUUCAUUAGUAAAGGAAAUGUUUCUUCUAGUUUCUAGUUUCCUAAA